AUGAAACUAUUUCUAGUAACAAUUUUAAUAAGCACAUUAGCUGUUGGUCUAUCAGCUUCAGUAAUAUCAAGCAGAAGCAGAAGGAUACAUCAUAAUGAAUUUAAUGUAUUUAAAAAUGAUUUGUCAUUUAUAUUUGAGCAAGCGUCGAUACAACAAGAAAAUGGAAAGUAUAUAAUUGACAAGGAAAAGAUUGCGGAAAAGUUUGGCGCCGAGGCUGUUCCGUCUAUUAUGGCAUUCAUUAAAUUGGUUAAUAAAGAAAUAUUAACAAGCAGUGAUUUGGUUAAUGUUCCAAUUCCUACUCAAUUUUUACAACAAUCAUGGCUGUCGUGUGUGACCGAUAGUGUUAUAGAGAUGACUGGAAUAGGAUUUCUAACUGGAGGUAUGCAAGAACUUAUCAAAAAGGAAUUAUGGGAAGAAUUAGCAAAAGAAAUAAUAAAAGUAGUUGGCAAAAAUGCUAUUAAAGGAGGUGUGGUUGGAUUUGCUGCUUCGAUGGCUUGGAAUGUAUUUAAAUUGUCAAAUAUUGCUCAUCAUAGUAGUAAUGAACAAAAGCGUUCUUUCUUAACAAUUGUUAAUCAAGGUUUUGAAGCAUAUCGAACAACAUUGGGAAAAAAUCCUGUUCAUCUACAACCGGGUCUAUGUGUAUCGAUACCUGUAAUACAUAAUGUCCAGAAAGUUGACAUGCGUGAGGAUGGUGUGACAGUUGAAAGAAUUGAUGCAUUUACUAAAGAUAAUGUUCCCGUUCAAUUGUCAGCUGUUUUAUUUUAUCAAGUUAAAAGUGCUUAUAAAGCUUGCUUCGAUGUCACUAAUUAUCGUUCAGCCAUUUAUUCUGUUGGAACAUCAUCACUUCGUUCUAUUGUCGGACAAUUUGAAUAUGAUCAAAUUAUUGGUGAUCGAAAUAAACUGAAUAAAGAAUGGUUAUCCGUCGUUGGUAAUUCUAUUGAACAUUGGGGUGUACAAACGACAAAAGCUGAAAUACAAUCAUUUGGACCGUUAGAUGCGUCCGUAGCUAAAACAUUAGAAAAACAAAUGGAUGCUGAACGGGAUCGUCGACAACAAGAACUGAAUACAAGAGCUAAAAUAAAUAUUAGUGAAGGUGAAAAACAAUCAAUGAUCCUUCACAGCGAAGGAAACUUGGUUGCAGCUAAGAAUUUAGCUGAUGCUAAUUUAAUCACAGCGCAAAAACAAGCUGAAGGACAAAGAUAUUUGAUUGAACAAGAGACGGAAGCUCUUACACAACAAUUAGAAGCAAUUAGUAAAAAGUUAAAUAAUGAUCAUCAUUUGACUGUUCAGUAUUUACUAGCCAGACGCAGGUUUGAUGAAUUACAAGCCAUUGCUAAUGGAAACAAUAAUUCAACAUAUUUUAUUAAUAAUCAAACUGAAGGUGUACACGGUCUGAAAUUGUUUUCAGAUCUACAGAAACAAGACUCAUGA
This is a messenger RNA of Didymodactylos carnosus, 1431 nucleotides long. Lineage: Eukaryota; Metazoa; Rotifera; Eurotatoria; Philodinida; Philodinidae. The record is from the annotation of a GenBank genome assembly.